UGCUCUGUGCUAUGACUUUUAAAAACGCAAAUCAAGUUUCAACUGAGUGUUUGCAAGAGUUUUGCAUUAAUUGAGAUUUUCCUUUAUUUAAACUUAAAUAAAUUAAUAAAAACACAUUAUGUCGGCUCGGUAUGAUAGAGCUAUUACAGUAUUUUCGCCGGACGGCCAUUUGUUACAAGUAGAAUAUGCACAAGAAGCUGUUCGUAAAGGGUCUACCGCUGUUGGUGUAAGAGGAGCUGACGUCGUUGUGUUGGGUGUUGAAAAGAAAUCAGUGGCAAAGCUACAAGAAGAGCGGACUGUUCGUAAAAUAUGUCUUCUAGAUGAUCAUGUUGUGAUGGCUUUUGCUGGUCUAACAGCGGAUGCCCGGAUCCUUAUUAAUAGAGCACAAAUAGAAUGUCAGUCCCACAAACUUACUGUCGAAGAUCCCGUGACUUUAGAAUACAUAACAAGAUACAUUGCGGGCCUGAAGCAGAGAUAUACUCAAAGCAAUGGACGCCGGCCUUUCGGUAUUUCGUGUUUGAUUGGUGGAUUUGAUUAUGAUGGAUUACCCCAUUUGUUUCAAACAGAGCCAUCAGGCAUAUAUUAUGAAUGGAAGGCUAAUGCUACAGGUCGAUCAGCUAAAACGGUACGAGAGUUUUUGGAAAAGAACUAUACUGCAGAGGAAGUAGCUACUGAAAAAGGUGCCGUGAAGCUUGCAAUUCGGGCUCUUCUUGAAGUGGUUCAAUCCGGACAGAAAAACUUGGAGAUAGCAGUUAUGAGACGUGGACAGCCUAUGCAAAUGCUAGACUCUGACACUAUUAACUCUUAUGUGUCUGUUAUUGAGAAAGAGAAAGAAGAGGAAGCAGAGAAGAAGAAACAAAAGAAAUAAUAUUAAUUAUGUAUUGUACUUCAGUUCUCAUUUUUACACAGUUAAUAAGGAAUACACUUCAAAUAACAAAAAUGUUUUAUUGUUAGAUAUGAAGUUAAUAAG
Messenger RNA from Achroia grisella, 970 nucleotides. It is a transcript of the gene Prosalpha4, whose product is annotated as proteasome subunit alpha type-7-1. Bases 119 to 868 code for a protein of 249 amino acids. NCBI's taxonomy places the organism in Eukaryota, Metazoa, Arthropoda, Insecta, Lepidoptera, Pyralidae. Gene Ontology annotation, cellular component: proteasome core complex; proteasome core complex, alpha-subunit complex; nucleus. Gene Ontology annotation, biological process: ubiquitin-dependent protein catabolic process. The transcript is spliced from 3 exons. The record is from RefSeq and is a predicted model, not a curated record.